GCCAUAUUGGAACGAGGUCGUGGACGAGAAGUGCGUCAAGCUAGCCGGACGACGGCCCCGUCUCGCAACCGGAAGCGUGGUCCUCGCAGAAAGCCUCGCAGUUACCGCUCCAAAUCUUGGUGGCUGUGAGAGGAUACCAGCAUGAGCCAGGAGUCGCUGGAGUCUGACGGAGACUCUGCUCAGGAUGUGUCCGACUUCAACUGGGAUGAUUAUUUGGAGGAAACUGGUGCUGCUUCUGUACCUCAUCACGCCUUCAAACAUGUGGACCAGGGUCUCCAGACAGGAUUGACUCCAGGCAUGAAGUUAGAGGUGUGUGUGCGCUCGGAGGCUGACAGUCCUUAUUGGGUGGCCAGUAUCAUCACUACAUGUGGCCAGCUGCUGCUGCUCCGCUAUGAAGGAUACCAGGAUAACCGCAGUGCUGACUUCUGGUGUGACAUCAUGACCGCCGACCUACACCCGCUGGGCUGGAGCCGCCAGCAUGGCAAGACCAUGAGAGCCCCAGAGGGUGUGCGUGAAAAGCGCCAGGACUGGGAGGCUUUGCUGGAGAAGGUCCUGGCCGAGGAGUGCAGCGCGCCUGCCAGCCUGCUGGAAACGCCUCAGCGUGGUCGAGACCCAAUGGAGCUGCUGAGCGCCGGGUGCUAUGUGGAGCUGCAGGACAGCGUUGACCCGGGGCUGGCUUGGGCUGCAGAGAUCGACGAGAACGUCGGAGGAAGGCUGAAGCUGCGGCUAUUCGGCACCGAGGGUCUACCGGACACACCCGCAACCCUCUGGCUCUUUUACCUCCACCCACGCCUCCACCCACCCGGCUGGGCUCAAGAGCAUGCCUGCACCCUCAGGCCUCCAUCCGGACUGAUGUCCCUGCGAACAGAAGAAGAGUGGGAGGAGGUGAGGCAGAGGAUUAUUGACCUGCCUCAGGAUGAAGCUCUGACUGCAGAGCUCAGUAAGGACCAGCCUGUCAUCGCUGCACAUUGUUUCAAAGAAGGAAUGAAGUUAGAAGCGGUCGACCCUGCUGCUCCUAUAUCUAUCAGGCCUGCCACUGUCGCCAAGGUGUAUAAUAAGCUAUACUUCCUGGUGACAAUGGAUGACCUUUGUGGCAUUGAGGAGUCUGAAGAUUCUGGGCGGUCUUUCCUGUGCCACAGAAACAGUCCAGGGAUCUUUCCUGCACAGUGGAGUCUCAAAAAUGGACUCCCCCUUAGCCCACCACCAGGGUACCAGGGUCCAGACUUCGACUGGGCAGAUUACCUGAAACACUGUGAAGCCGAGGCAGCUCCUCAACACUGUUUCUCAAAUGAGACGUCUGAACACAGCUUCAAAGAGUCCAUGAAACUGGAGGCUGUCAACCUGCUGUUCCCAGAGAACAUCCACGUGGCAACAGUCACCAGGGUCAAAGGGCAAUACGUUUGGCUCAGCCUGGAAGGACUCAAGCAGCCCAUGCCGGAGUUGAUAGUCCAUGUGGAUUCUUUGGACAUCUUUCCGGUCAGCUGGUGUGAGACAGUUGGCUAUCCUCUUGUGUACCCUAUUAAGCCUGCAGUGGAGAAUGUGAGAAAGAUUGCUGUGGUGCAGCCUGAGAAACACAGAGCUCCACCAAAGUCGUUGUCACCUGACAAUGUAAAGCAGCAGAUGGUUAACCACCCAGAGGCUGGACAGGGGAACGGGAAAUACUGCUGUCCCAAGAUCUACUUCAAUCAUCGCUGUUUCUCCGGGCCAUACCUAAAUAAGGGACGGAUUGCUGAGUUGCCACAGUUCAUCGGACCUGGAAACUGUGUCCUUGUGCUUAAAGAGGUUUUGACUCUGCUCAUUAAUUCUGCAUACAAGCCGAGCCGCGUGUUGAGGGAGCUGCAGCUGGAUCAGGAGAGUCGCUGGCAAGGACAUGGAGAGACUCUCAAAGCCAAAUACAAGGGAAAAAGCUACCGAGCCACAAUGGAAAUAGUUCGCACUGCAGAUUGUGUGGCUGACUUCUGCAGGAAGACCUGCAUUAAGUUAGAGUGCUGCCCAAACCUGUUUGGACCUCGCAUGGUUCUGGAACGCUGCUCGGAGAACUGUUCUGUCCUCACCAAGACCAAAUACACAUAUUACUACGGAAAAAAGAAGAGUAAACGUGUCGGCCGCCCGCCUGGAGGUCACACCAACCUCGAGCCUGGAGUGAAAAGGAGAGCCAGAAGGAGGAAGAGGAGGAAGCAGCUCUUCGUCCAUAAAAAACGGCGCUCUUCAGCCUCUGUUGAUAACACGCCUGCUGGGUCUCCACAGGGCAGUGGUGAGGAAGAAGAUCUUGAUGAAGAUGACUCCCUGAGUGAAGACUCCGGCUCUGAACUGCAAGAUGAUCUCCAGGAUGAUUCCGAGCAGUCCGUAGAAAAGUCUCAGCCCACCACGCCAUCGCCGUCCCCUCCUGCAACGCCCAGACCCACACGGCGGCGCCGGAAACCCCGCUCACCCUCGUUCUCUGAUGACGAGAACCAUCCCCCAUCACCAAAGACGUCCAAAACAGAACCUCCCCAAAAGUUGUGUUUGGACACCAGCCCUCUGGAGUGGAGCGUUACUGAUGUGGUCCGUUUCAUCAGGACAACUGACUGCGCACCUCUCGCACGCAUUUUUAUGGAUCAAGAAAUCGACGGUCAGGCUCUCCUGCUGCUGAACCUGCCAACUGUGCAAGAGUGUAUGGACCUGAAACUGGGGCCGGCCAUCAAGCUGUGUCACCACAUCGAGAGGGUCAAACUGGCAUUUUAUCAACAGUUUGCCACGUAGCUGGAGGACAAUGAACAAAAGACUUAAGUCGUACUUAAAAACAAAACAAAACACUGUAAUAAUGUCCCAUUUUGACAUUUCCUACACUGGAUACCGUCUCGAAUCCUCUAUGUUGUGUUGGAAAACAGUAGAAAGGAGAUUGAUGAAAAAAGUACAUUAAGAUUUUUGGUGUGAAAGAAAUCUGCGCAGGGUUAAUGAAACACUUCCGGUCCAGGCACAAAUAGGGAUGCAACGAUUAAUCACCUUUACUAAUAAGUGUGAUUAAAAAUGCCACAGUUAUUUAAUCGCAAAGGCUUCAUUAUGUUGUAAAUCCUCUACUUGGACAUUAUGCUAGUAAGUUAGAUUCGGCACAACCUUCACGAAACGUUGACAAAGUUACACCAGGCACUAACACGCACCUGUCUAUCUACAUCCAGGUGUAGAUAAGAUAUAAUUAUGUGCAUUUCAGUUAUUAAUUACACAACAUAAAAUAAAUUAUAAAAAAUGAAUAAAUAGGCAUUGAUGAUAACACUUGACUUAAUUUGUCCUAUUUUGAUUAUAAUGAUACAAUUAUUAAUUGAUUAGUUUGUUUAUUAACAAUAUUGGUUGUUUAAAAUGUUAUAUUCUAUACUGGUAUUUUAGUGUUUAUAUUUUUUCUGUCAUUUCAAUCUCUGGAAAGUUUUGAGAUUGUAUACAUAUUUUUGUUGUGAAAUAAAUCAUGAAACAGUGAUUACUUCUCGGACCAUAAUUGUACAGUAUAAAUCCAUAAUCGUUGCAUCCCUAGGCACAAGUGAGGACUGAAAUUAAGAGUUUCCCUGUAGCCUUUGAAUAAGUUUAAAAACCUUUAUUAACUCUCAAGUGUGUUUUGACUCCAAGGUAAUGCAUUUGAACUUUUACAUUUUUGAAAGAAGGCUCAUUAUGUUAUUUGUGUCUUGACUACUCCAAAUCAUCCCAUUUUUUAUUGUUACCAAAAUAUAUUGUCUUAUGUGCAUAGAAAAGAAAUGUUAUUGCCUCUUAUUAUGGUACAUUCACAGAUUCCCUCGUCAACUGUAAAGAUAUUUGGUGAGGAGAUUUGUGUAUAUACCAUAAGUCAUGGCCAGCACUUGAAAUAGUCAAAUCACUUUAAUUUUUAAAAAAAAAUACAAGUUUCACCUCUUAAGUGAAACAUAUUUGACACUUAAAACUGCAUUUGGACACAUUAAUCCCAGUAAGAUGAUUUCCCCCUCCAAAAAGGUUGUUUUAUGAUACAAAGACACUGAAAUGCAGGCACAAGGGACGACAUUGUGACUGCACGGUUGUAUAUAUUGUAUAUGUACGGGAAUAUCUUUAGCGUAACAGGGUAAUUCAAGAAAAAAUGAUUCCGCAAAAUACUCUAAGCCAGUGGUUCUUAACCUGGGUUCGAUCGAACCCUAGGGGUUCGGUGAGUCGGCCUCAGGGGUUUGGUGGAGCCUUUGCCACGGAGGUAAAGACACAUCCGACUAAUCGUGUAAAUAAAAACUUCUCCCUAUCAGCGUAUUAUGGAUACCCCCAAACAAUGUUCCCUCUAGUUUUCCAUCUGAUUUGCAGGUUGUUUGAUCGAUCGAUUGAAACUUUUACCCGCAGAUUGCAAAGGAAGACAAUACAUUAUAUGAAACAGUACAGUUUACACAGUACAGUACAUAUUCCGGAAAAUUGACCACUAAAUGUUAAAACCCGGAUAAGUUUUUCAACUUGUUUAAGUCGGGUUCCAUGUUAAUCAAUUCAUAGUAAUGUGUACAAGGUGUGUAAUUUGUUGUGAGUUUAUGCACUGUGUUGGUUUUGUUCUUUAAACAAGGUGAUGUUCAUGCACGGUUCAUUUUGUGCACCUUUAAAAAAAAAAACAUAUGACUUUUUCUUGAAUUUGAAAAAAAACAUUUUAUUUUUUACUAAAGAAGGAUUCGGGGAAUGCGCAUAUGAAACGGGUGGGGUUCAAUACCUCCAACAAGGUUAAGAACCACUGCUCUAAGCAAUGUGAAAAUGCUCUAAUUAUUCUUAAUAUUUGCACAGAUUGGUAUGAACUAUUGCAAUGGUUAAACAGAGGAAAAUUCAGGUAAAUAUUGGAGCCAAUUCAUGCCAUUAUUUAUUGUUUAUAGAAUUUGUUGAAAAGAUUAGUUGGUACAAUCCCUGGGGACCCUGCAUGACAGGAGCAUCCUUCUCCCUGAGCACACACCUAAGUGAGGCUAGGUGACACUUAAUUAAUGUGAGAAAAAAAUAAUGAAAUUAAAGAUUCAAAGCAGAAAGAUACUUUGUAGAAUGAAAACUUGUUCACUCAUUGAAUUCUUGUUGUGUAAUUCACUGUAAUGUUAUGUUGUGUAUGCAAAAAAACAAAAACUUGUAGAUUAUUUUGUUCUCACCUUUGACGUUACAAAUAUUACAUUUUUAUUUCUUGAUUUAAAAAACACAAACACUGCAAUAAA
This is a messenger RNA of Nerophis ophidion (straightnose pipefish), 5156 nucleotides long. Its product is annotated as scm-like with four MBT domains protein 1. The transcript is spliced from 21 exons. Gene Ontology annotation, molecular function: transcription corepressor activity; histone binding. Gene Ontology annotation, cellular component: nucleus. The record is from RefSeq and is a predicted model, not a curated record. The coding region runs from base 142 to 2742 and encodes 866 amino acids. Lineage: Eukaryota; Metazoa; Chordata; Actinopteri; Syngnathiformes; Syngnathidae. Gene Ontology annotation, biological process: regulation of DNA-templated transcription.